ACAAAAGGAAAAUUAAAUAUAACUGUAGAAGACCUGGUCUAUUAGGAACAUGCUUGUCCACUCUAUAAAACCGUUAAGGCAGUUGUAUCAUUGCUUCAUGAUAACGUAAUUAGAGGGCACCACUCUCCCCACUCCACCAUCUCCCUCUUCCACCAAGCUAAUAACAUCAGAUUCGUACCAUACCCAACUUCAGGAAAUCAAAGGAGGGACAAAAAAAAAGAAAAAAUGGCAGCUUCAAGCUCACAUCUCUUCCUCCUCUUCCUCUCCCUCUCCAUUUCUCUUUCGUUUGCAGGUGAGAUCCAACUCAUAGUGGUAAACAACUGCCAGCACAGCGUGUGGCCCGGCGUUCUUGGCGGCGCAGGCAACACCUCGCCCGAAGACGGUGGCUUCCACCUCGGCGCCGGCGAGGAAACGGUCUUUGCCGUGCCCGCCGGAUGGUCCGGCAGGAUAUGGGGCAGGAAAGGCUGCUGCUUUGACGAGCAAGGAAAGGGCUCCUGCGACACCGGGGACUGCGGCGGCCUCCUGCAUUGCAGAGGCAUGAGCGGGGCGCCACCCGCCACGGUCGUCGAGAUGACGUUGGGGACUGCCGCAUCUCCCCUUCACUUCUACGACGUGAGUUUGGUCGACGGCUUCAAUCUUCCGGUCGCAAUGUCUCCGGUCGGCGGAGGGGUCGGGUGCGGCGUGGCAGGCUGCGAGGUGGACUUGAACGCAUGCUGUCCUUCCAAGUUUGCGGUGGUGAAGCAGGGGAAGGUGGUGGGGUGCAAGAGCGCAUGCUUGGCUCUGAAGACAGACAAGUACUGCUGCACUGGGGACUAUGGCUCUCCCACGAGUUGCAAGCCCACGCUCUUCUCCCACCUCUUCAAGUCCAUAUGCCCCCGAGCUUACAGCUUCGCCUAUGACGACUCUUCCAGCCUCAACAGGUGCAGGGCAUCACGAUAUCUCCUCACCUUCUGCCCUUCUCCAAGAUAGGAGACGUGAUGUUGAUUUAUUUGUAGUUGCAGUCUUCGUCUUAUUCGCUUUUUGUAGUUGUUUUCUAUUCCUAGCUAGAUAUGUUAUUAGUUAUGGAACAACAGCGUUGUUUAUUGACUUCCGUGGUGGGAAAUCAGCUACAGAGGUGCAAUCAAAUGAGCUUAUUGCUUAUACUUGUUAGUUCGUGUAGAUGGCUCGACGAAAGAGGACCUCAGCAGCCACAUCUGAGAGGAGGAGCCUUAAAAACCAAAGUCUGUGUUAAAGAUUAUACAAAAAAAAGAAAAGUGGGAACGACCAUUACUUGGCCGGAAGUAGCGCAGAAUGAUAAAAGAUAGCCUAAUGGAGAAGAAUGAGUUAAUGCACACCAAGCACUCUAAAUAUGAACCGUCACCCCCACCUUCUACCUCACUGUCAUCCUCAAAAAACGUCGUCUUGAUAUCGGACUCUGUCACCAUAUCGGUAUGUCCGAUAUGAACAUUAAGGUGUUUACUGUAAAACAUGUUAUUCAAGUGCUAUAUAUUGUACAAAAUCAAUCUAAUCCUGGCAUAAUCAAGGUGGGCAACACCCUGCUCAUUAAAACCUACCACCUAUAACAACAUCCUAGCAUUCGAAAUCGCUAUGACACGCAACCGAGCUUACCACAUGCUAAGAGAUAGCAUUGAGAAUUAAUCUAAAAAUGCUUUCGAUGGAUAUUUUCUCAAAGAAGUGCCCAGAUAAAAUGAAAGAGCUGAAAAUACAGCAUAAAUCUUAGACAGAAGCUUGGAGCUGUUCUAUGUUCUGUCUACCUAUGACAGGUAAGUGUGAUAAAAACCCAAGUUCCCAGGUCAUGAAUUCAGAAGCUAAGCCAUUUACACAAGCAGCCAGACCAAGAAGAGCAAGAACCAAAUUAGAGUUUCAAGAGGAACUUUCGAUAGAAAAUACCAGUGAAACAAGCAUAAGAGAAAAGCAGACUUUAUAUAAGAUUGAGACAGGUAUCAGCUGCAACAUAGCAA
This is a messenger RNA of Phoenix dactylifera (date palm), 1961 nucleotides long. Its product is annotated as Pathogenesis-related thaumatin superfamily protein. The record is from RefSeq and is a predicted model, not a curated record. NCBI's taxonomy places the organism in Eukaryota, Viridiplantae, Streptophyta, Magnoliopsida, Arecales, Arecaceae.